Ambispora gerdemannii is the source of this 675-nucleotide messenger RNA. The record is from the annotation of a GenBank genome assembly. Lineage: Eukaryota; Fungi; Glomeromycota; Glomeromycetes; Archaeosporales; Ambisporaceae.
AUGACCCAAAUAGUCGCUCGAGGCUUGACGACCCUCGAAGUCUGCGAGGACGAAUAUAUGCCUGGACACUGGAUCAUGUCACCUAUUCGACCCGAUUUUACGGUCGAGAUAACGAUAAUACAAUUAGAAGAAACUUGGAUAUUAUCCAAAGUUUCUACGGAAUUCAAAUCAUUUGUGGAGACAGUCAUCUUAGAUAUAUUUCAAGAGAAUCUUUUGUGUGUGGGAACGAUUGAAAGACAGUAUAAAAAUGAGCUGUUUAAUUUGACGAACACAAGAGCACUCGAGUUUUCUCUCGUCUCAUUGAAAGUUUACAACAAUUAUCCAUACGUUGUUCUGAAGCCAGCAGGCCAGCCCAGUAGACUAGUAGAAGAAAAUGAACUUUCUGCCCCCAAUUCUUUCAACAAAACUGUAACGUUCUAUCUUACCGUGCAAUUCACAAAUUCGAUUGGUCAAAAAUAUAGGUCAGCUCGUCGAGGAGUUUCUUUCGACUCAAACAAGCCGUAUCCUCGUCAGAUGGCUAUUAUUUUCACUACUACAGGCUUUUGUGUGGAAGUUGAUGCAUCUACCAUGGAUCUUACGGAGAAUACGUUGAAUUGGACUCGCAGUGAGAAUUGUACUCUGUGUGAAAUCAGAAUUCCAUUCAAAGAUAAAUUUCUCAGAAGGAUCGUAAUCUAG